AUGAUCACGGCUUGCGAGAGCGACAUCUGGGCGUGGGCGUUGAUGGUCCUGCAGAUGUUCUCCGACGACGCGUGGCCCCCCGGUAGCGGCCAGAAAGGACUGCCGGCCUUAGAGGCUUUGCUGCUUAGGAAGCAAGGCGUGGAUGCUUGGACUACGGAAGACGUUGUCUCAUGGCUCCGCGAUAUUGGGCUGUGGAGCGAGAAAACCGAGAGAGAGAUUCGCGCUUUCAAGAUAGAUGGGCCGCACAUGCUGGUGCCCACGUGCCGUCGAGAUAUUGUCGAGAAACUAGGGCUUUUCAUCACCGAUGGAGAGCUGUCCUGCAAGCUCUGGCACAGCAUUGCCGGGGGGCUGCAGCGGUGGAGCAUGCCGUUCUCUCUGGCGCAGGUUUUACGGAGGUGCCUGGCUGACAGCCCGAAGGACCGUUUUUCAAGCAUGGAAGAAGUUUGUAGGCUUCUCCGCGGGAUCGCGGCAGGCGAUGGUGGACGCGACGACGAGGACUCCGCGGUAUCAGCGGCGAGCGACUACAGCUGUGACCCGGAUGUUGCGUCCGACAGAUUGCGCACGGGCAUGAUUCUCAACGACAUCGGGGUGUGCCUGUGCAGCAAAGGCGAGACCGAGGAAUCGGAGCGGUACUACAAGUUGGCCCUGCUUUCUAGCGAAGGUGUCUUCGAGGCGUACUACAACCUCGGCCUGCUCUAUAGCACAGCGGCGUUUAACAAGUUCCGGGAGGCCCAGCAAAUGUUUGACGCGGCCACGGAAAGAAUGAGCCACGGUGACCCGCGCCGCAAGUUCAGCAUCGAGCAUUCUAAGGCAGCCGAACGCAAGUCCAACUACCACCAAUCCCAGGAGAUAAUGAAAGCUCUUUCCGGAAGCUACAAUUGCGUUUCGUCAAACAGUUCCAGGGAUAGAGGAGGGGGAGUGGCCGCACCAACAGGUGGGGCGGCGAGGAGCAGUCACCAUGGCGGUGGAAGCGGAGUAAUGAGCGAGAGCGCCGACGGCGACAACCGUCAAGCAUCUUUCCUCCCCGAGCAGAAGCACGCGGGCUCGACCUCCGUCAAAUCGUUGGGUAGGUCGAGCGCCUCUUCUGCGACGUCCGAUGCGGCCGGGACGACGGGAGUUGCGCAGACCCCGCCGUCUUUGCGAUCACCACCCCGCAUGCGAAGCCCAUCCCCAUCUGGAGGAUUAUGUUAA
Molecule: messenger RNA, 1191 nt
Organism: Ectocarpus sp. CCAP 1310/34
Lineage: Eukaryota; Phaeophyceae; Ectocarpales; Ectocarpaceae
Source: the annotation of a GenBank genome assembly